Macrosiphum euphorbiae (potato aphid) is the source of this 345-nucleotide messenger RNA. Lineage: Eukaryota; Metazoa; Arthropoda; Insecta; Hemiptera; Aphididae. The record is from the annotation of a GenBank genome assembly.
AUGUAUAGAAGACUGAGAAAUUUAUAUUCAGCAAACUGGGGAAUGCGAAACGCGACAGCCCGCACAAUAUACAAAGGCGUAUUCUUGCCGAGGGUCACUUACGCCUCAGAAGUCUGGGGACAUGGCGCAAAACUUGAAAAGAGUAAGAAGAAACUCUCGAGCGGACAGAGAGCAGCUCUUCUGGCUAUAACAGGGGCUUACAGAACAUCGUCCACAAACUGCUUGGCAGUAGUGGCAGGCACCCUCCCCUUGGAUUUAGAAAUAGGAAAAAACGUAUUAGACAAGAAGCGUAAAUCCGGAAUGAUUUCAAACGAAUCUUGGUCGCUUAAGAACGAUGAACUAUGA